Monopterus albus (swamp eel) is the source of this 2751-nucleotide messenger RNA. It is a transcript of the gene dgat2, whose product is annotated as diacylglycerol O-acyltransferase 2. The record is from RefSeq and is a predicted model, not a curated record. Gene Ontology annotation, molecular function: diacylglycerol O-acyltransferase activity. Gene Ontology annotation, cellular component: endoplasmic reticulum membrane. The coding region runs from base 360 to 1445 and encodes 361 amino acids. The transcript has 8 exons. Gene Ontology annotation, biological process: triglyceride biosynthetic process. Lineage: Eukaryota; Metazoa; Chordata; Actinopteri; Synbranchiformes; Synbranchidae.
UUCCACAUGGUGAGAAGGCGGUGGGCAGAUUGUGUCCGCUGACCCACGUGAUCACCCCCAUAAAUACAGAGGGAGCGGCGCGGCCACGGCACUGUGGCUCCUGCUGUCCCACCUGCAGCACCCAGGGAGGACUCCCUCACGUCCACAGUCACAUCCACGCAUUACAGACACCUGCUUCUGCUCUCUUGUCUCCGUGUUGUUGCUCCUCCCCGCACCGAUUAAAUGCCCGCUCGGCCUCUCAGUCAGCUUCACUUAGAAGAAGUCAUGACCGAGGAGCUCUAGGGUUGGAUCACCCUGACAGCAGGCGAACAUCUGAGCAGUUUCUUGCGGGCAUCUUCACCGUCCAGGAAGCCUGAACCAUGAAGACCAUUCUUGCUGCAUACUCUGGUGUCCUCAAAGGAACCGGCUCUAGUAUUCUGUAUGCCCUGCAGGACCUGCCAUCAGCAUUCUGGCCCUGCAGAUCAAAGAUGGAAAAACAUCUGCAGGUCAUCUCUGUGCUGCAGUGGGUCAUCACCUUUGUAUCGAUGGGUGCUGCCUGUACUGGGCUGUUGAUCUACAUGUUCUGCACAGAUUGCUGGCUUAUUGCUGCCAUUUACACUGCCUGGCUCAUUGUUGACUGGAACACCCCAAAACAAGGUGGCAGGAGGUCCUCUUGGGUGAGGAGCUGGGCAAUAUGGACAUACUUCCGAGACUACUUCCCAAUCAGGCUAAUUAAAACCCAUGACCUGCCACCCAACCGAAACUACAUAUUUGGCUUCCACCCCCAUGGCAUCUUUUGUUUUGGGGCGUUCUGCAACUUUGGGACAGAGGCCACUGGCUUCUCCAAGAAAUUCCCCGGCAUCAAGCCCUCCCUGGCAACCCUGGAAGGAAACUUCCGCUUUCCCUUGCUGCGAGACUACCUGAUGUCUGGAGGUAUAUGUCCAGUAAACAAGAACUCUAUCGACUACCUGCUGUCACAUAACGAGACAGGGAAUGCUGUUGUCAUUGUUGUCGGAGGAGCAGCGGAGACUCUGCACUGUUCCCCUGGCAUGAAUAGGGUCACCCUGAAGAAUCGCAAAGGCUUUGUGAGACUCGCUCUGAAGAAAGGGUCUGACUUGGUGCCAGUGUAUUCCUUUGGAGAGAAUGAUGCCUACAAGCAGGUUAUCUUUGAAGAGGGAACCUACUGGAGAACUCUUCAAAAGCGAAUACAGAAGAUUGUAGGCUUUGCUCCGUGCCUUUUCCAUGGACGUGGCCUUUUCUUUAGUGACUCCUGGGGCAUCUUGCCUUAUUGCAAGCCAAUCACCACCGUUGUUGGGGAGCCAAUCACAGUGCCAAAAAUUGAGGAUCCAGCUGAAGAGAUGGUUGAUCUGUACCAUGCAAUGUAUGUCAAGUCCCUCCGGUGCCUUUUUGACAAGUACAAGACCCGCGUUGGCCUGAAAGAGAGUGACAUCCUGUAUAUACAGUGAACAGAUGAAUCUGAACUGAACUGUGGCGCCGUCUUCACACCCCAUGGCCCCUUCCCCUCCUCACUGUUCGGACUUGGUUCCUGGUUUGAAGUAUCUCUGGUCUGCAAACCCUAUGUUUGUCAAAGAAACCUUUGCUCUCAGCAUUGUUACACACAAACAUAAACAUACUUUCAUCACAGGAAACAGCAGGUAUGAAGAAGAGUGGCUUCUCUCUGCCACUGUCACAAGGUUAAACGGUCUCAGCUGGACAAAUUAACCCCAAAUUCUGCAUCAAAAAUUGUGCCUUAGUGUUUUUUCCAUCUCCAUUUUCUAAGUGAAGGCAUCAAGUCUAGACUGUCUCAGUCAGUGGGGGUGGGGGAGGUUCUACUGGAUGGAGCUGGAGGAUAGCAUGCAGGACACUGAAGGAGCGCCAAUGUCUUUCACUCACAGAUUCUUGUGUUUUUUUCCUAAGCUCUUUGAGAUCAUGUUAUAUGCUAAAUGUACAAAUGCUGCAAGCUGAGGGUACCACUUUAUUAUUGGGGUAUUAAGCCUAAAGGUUAAUUGGGCCAAAGACCUACGUUGUCCCACAGGUGCAUGUAUUUCUACUGUAUAACUGCUGAAAGUGAACAAACUGUACAAAUUCAUGUUGUAAAUGCCCAAUACAUGUGCCUAUGAUUGUAUAUAAUACCAUAAAGUAUUCAUUUCUGUAAGUUUAUUAUAGUGCUUCUUCCUCAAUGAAUGCUGUGUUUCUAAUGCACUUUUUGUAUUGCUUAUUGCAUUCUGAGGUUUUUGUCUAUGGAAAAAUGCCUUUUCCAAGAGAGUGACUGUGCUGCUUGGCUUGAUUUCCUUUUCUUGUCCUACUGGUGAUCAAGUCUGAAAGGGUGUGUUUGUCUUUCAGGAUUGAGCUGCAGAUGAAGAUCAAGUAAUGUUGUGGGUGUUUCUUGAUCUUGAUGUUUGAUCAUUUGUACAGUGCAUUACUUUGUAACCAUGCCAUGGGUGCUAAUUGAAAAGGAAGAGAUUACACCGGGUAAUGCCUUAUUACUAGCAAUAAGCUACAGUAUAUUUUAGGGUGUCACUUGUGCUCCUCUAAAAUAAUAGUAUGUGAAUAUUGAAUGUGCUGGGAACAAUCAAAAAUAAGUAAGCUUGUGUCAUGUUGAUGGGCAUGUAGACAGGCAGUAAAAUAUAGGAUUGUUAUUUGAAAAGCAUUGUUCCCCUGGUUUCACAAUGGUCGACUUAUAAAGAACAGUGUAAUCCCUGUGCAAUACAUUUACAAUAAUAAACACAGUGAGACAUGUCUAUAUGCAUCAUCUGUCUGCAGAUAUUGAAA